CGAAUCUUCUGGCUUGUUACAGCAGUAAGAAGUCUGCCUAUACUUUCAACCGUUCACCACCAUCAAACAUACUUUCCAAGAACCACUACAUACUACGAUAUAGACAAAAUUUUCUAUACGAAACUGCAGUGUUUUGUUCUCCUAAUAGAGUAAGAUGACUGCACGAAAGUUACAAGUCGAGAUUGAAAAAACAUUCAAAAAAGUUACCGACGGAAUUGCAAUCUUCGAUGAAGUUUAUGAAAAACUAAACGCUAGUACAAGUCCAUCACAGAAAGAAAAACUUGAAGGUGACCUGAAGACACAAAUCAAGAAACUGCAACGUCUGCGAGACCAAAUCAAGGCGUGGGCCAGCAGCAAUGAUAUUAAAGACAAAAAGGCAUUGAUGGAAAAUCGACGAUUAAUUGAAGCGAAAAUGGAAGAGUUUAAGGCUGUCGAAAGAGAAAUGAAGAUUAAAGCCUUCAGUAAAGAAGGACUGAGCGCGGCGACUAAGAUGGAUCCUAAAGAAAAAGAAAAAAAUGAUACAGUACAAUGGAUUGCUAAUGGCGUCGAAGAACUGGAGCGCCAAAUUGAACAAAUGGAGGCGGAGACUGAGAUUAUUCGAGUCAGUAUGAAGAAGGGAAAGAAGGAUAUGUCCAAAAUUUCGCAAUUAAACGCACUGGAAGAUCGGAUUGAACGGCACAAGUGGCACCAAGAGAAACUGGAACUGCUGAUGCGCCGGUUGGAAAACAACCAACUUACGGCAGAAGCCAUCAAUAACAUCCAGGAUGAUAUUCUUUACUACAUUGAGUCUAAUCAGGAUGUUGAUUUUGCAGAAGACUUCAACAUUUACGAUGAACUUGGACUUGAUGAUGCACCAAUUUCCAAUUCAGCCGAACUGAAGAAGUCCUCUGAGAGCUCGUCACCACUGAACCAAUCUUCCUCAACUGACGGUAGCGACGAGACACAAUUUGUUUCUGUGAACACCCCUCCGUCGCAAUCGCCCGGUGCGCAAACUCCUGAGCCGUCCAGCUCAGUUCAAAAGAGCAAAGAAGAGACGCGACCGAAAGAACCCGUCCAGGUGCUUCGUUUGAGUCACAGCUCCAAAACCCCCUCCUCAUCACCGAAACCCAACGCAAUUGCAUCACCGCACGUGAAUGCUAGUCCGUCAACUCCUACACAUACACCUUCUGUUGCACUCCACAUGCCUAAACCGGAACUUCGUUACGCCUCGGCAGCAGCAGCAGCUGCUGCCGCUCUGCGUGACGCAGCAAAUCACAGCACUGCCCGUUCUAAUUCUCCGUCUUCUCCAUAUACUGCCACUGUAAUUACGAGCCGGCAUGCUUCGACGGCUCUUCAACACAACUCGGCUACAACUGCUGCUAAAGCAGAACCAAGCGCUGUAGCGAAGGUUAGCAAGCCUGCUGAAGAUGUGCCCGUAUCCGCUACCGGCACCUCCACAGCUGCUGCUGCAUCCAAUGGUGCAUCAACAGCAGCCAAGAACGCACCUCCUGUACAGGUAGAGCAGCUUCCUACAAUUGUUCAAGACCUGUACAAAACGCUUUCGGGUGUUCGUAAGCAGGUGCAAAGUAGCAAUAAGGCCGAAGAGAAUGGAGAAACAAGUCGUGAAGACAAGAGCAAGCUGUACGAGCUGUUGGAUACCAGCUGUCUCUACGUUCCAGAUUCUGUGGAUGCUUCGAAACCGCGAUACUAUAUUCCCAAAGACCCUUAUCCCGUACCCCAUUACUAUCCACAACAACCACUGCCGCUUUUUGACUCGCCUGAAAUUGUUGAACGGGCUGACCCUGACACUCUUUUCUUUAUGUUUUACUAUCUGCCUGGGACUUAUCAACAAUACCUUGCUGGAAAGGAGCUCAAACGCCAAAGUUGGCGGUUUCACAAAAAAUACAUGACUUGGUUUCAGCGUCAUGAUGAACCCAAAGUUAUAACUGAUGAGUACGAAAGCGGUACAUACCGUUAUUUCGACUUUGAAGGCAACUGGGUUCAGCGUAAAAAGUCUGACUUCCGCUUUCAGUAUCAGUAUCUUGAGGACGAAGACGACUGGAGUCGCUGAACUCGUAUUAACGAAUGCUGCAUAUAACGUUUGUCUCUUUUGUAAAAAUUAUAUCUGUUCUGUUCACCGAUAUUUUAAACAGCAUUCAAGGGUGCUAGACGCCUUAACGAUAAGGAAAGAGGAAAGACAAACAAGAACAGGGUCCGUCCAAAUAGACAUAGAACAAGGACGAACAGUAUACAAAACAGGACUCUGAUCAACACCCAAAAAACAAACAAAAAAUAUAGAAAAAAGACAUUUAUUAUGCUAUUUGUAUUUUACGAUUCUGGAAAUCCUGUUGAUGUUAGUAGUUGACAAAUGAAAUGAAUAGGCUGAACCAAAAUUCAA
Messenger RNA from Schizosaccharomyces japonicus yFS275, 2377 nucleotides. RefSeq names its product CCR4-Not complex subunit Not3/5. NCBI's taxonomy places the organism in Eukaryota, Fungi, Ascomycota, Schizosaccharomycetes, Schizosaccharomycetales, Schizosaccharomycetaceae. The coding region runs from base 155 to 2050 and encodes 631 amino acids. Gene Ontology annotation, cellular component: CCR4-NOT complex; cytoplasm; CCR4-NOT core complex. The record is from RefSeq and is a predicted model, not a curated record. The transcript has 4 exons. Gene Ontology annotation, biological process: regulation of DNA-templated transcription; nuclear-transcribed mRNA poly(A) tail shortening.